GCUGCAGGCGGCCGGGCGCGGCGCGGCGGGGCGAGGAUGGUUCCCCUGCCGGGAGGCGAGCGGGCGGCGGGAGGCCAGCCGGCGGCGGCGGCGGCGGCGGCGGCCCAGGAGCAGGUCCAGACGUGGGGAUCUACCCCAGCUGACGUACAGGGACAGGUGACCUUUGAGGAUGUUGCUGUCUGCUUCUCCCCCGAAGAGUGGUCCAUGCUGGAAGGAUGGCAAAAGGAGCUGCACCAGGAAGUGAUGCAAGACAACUGUGCUUUGCUUCUCUCGCUGGGUCACUCCAUUCCCUCGGGAGCAUUUUCAUCCUUAAUCCACCAGCAGGGAGUAGCUGUGGAGGGUCACAAUCUUAGCAAAAUUCCUUCUGAUGGUGAAGACGACGAAAAGCUCCCAUUUCCAGAAGAUCCAGCGGAGGUGGGAGGGCCCUGGGACAUCAAAGACAUGAAAGAGAAGGACGUGGGCCUCCUCUCCCCAUCUAGCAAUCAAGAAGGUGAACCCCAGAGCAGCCUUCACCUCUGUGCCCUCAUGAAGCUCGUGAAGGAGAUUCCUGAGUUUCUGUAUGGACCCGCAGGAGCCACCGCGGACCCAGCCACCCCUGCAGGCAGCAGCAGCAAAGCGGAGGGAGAGGAUGAGCGGCCGGGGACUGAGACCAAAACUGAAGCUCCCACGGAGAAUGCGCAUCCCCCUGGCCUAAAGAUUGAGCCAGCAGAUACUUCCGGGGGUUUGUGCAGCUGCCCUGCCAGUAGCACAGAGGGAGGCGAGGGAGAGCCUCAGCUGCCAGUUAAACCAGAGCGCCCCCCAGAACGAUCCUCCAUCCGUCACGGAGAGAAGGCUGCAGAUGUCGAUCAGCCUGGCCCUCUUGAAACCCCGGCUGCUGACUCACUCACUUGUGGUGACGUGGGAGACCCAGUGGAACACAAAAGUGCAGACCUGGAAGUUGAAGGUGCUGUAGAUCCUGAAUGCCGUAUUUUGCUAGUCUGCCAGAAGGAAGGUGCAGCUAACGGUCUAGAUCCACCCUGGGGCACUUCAGACACCGUCUCCUUUUUGAAUGGUUGCGUCGUGAAAGAGAGGCAGUUUCCCGAGACCAGGAGAGCCAGUUGUGAGGAUGCUUCCAGGCGCUCCCCUCCAAACGGUGCCCGAGAAAUCUCACCUGAGGAGAAGCCCCUCCAAGGCCUGCUGAGAUGCCUCAAGGACCUCAUCGUCCACCAGCCUCUUCCUCCCCACCAAAAACCUUGCAAGGUUUCCACAGGCGGGGGCCAGGAGGAAGAGAGGAAGAGAGUAGGGAGUGGGUCUCCUCCCAUCCGAGUUAAAACUGAAACUCCCGAAGAGGAGCCCCCUGCCUGGGGAGGAUCCAGCCCUCCUGUGGAGCCGGGCAGCAUCCAGAGCGGCGGGGGCAGGAGAGCGGGAGCCCCAGAGAGGGAGGAAGACCGUCCAUGCGCAGCCGUUAAAACAGAGCCAGCGGUUGCCAGCUCCCCACUCAGGCACCUGGACCUACCUGGCUGUUCCUUCAGCGCGCUCAGAGCUGCCGGCAAGGAGAGGACAGCUGAGGAGACCAGGGCCCCGUAUGUGACAAUUAAGAUUGAAGAUGACCCCCCCUUGGAAGUCCUGAUGGGCUGCCUGAAGGAACCCCCGGAAGAGGAAAGAGACCCACCGGGGCAGCUGCCAAACCGCGGAGCUUCACACAGCAGUCAGAAGCCGGGGCUCUGGGUGCCGUAUUCGGAGGAAUGGAGCCCGGCCACCAGCCCUCUCCACGGCCUCUUGAACUGCCUGAGGGAGAUCCCUGUCCCUGGUCCUGACCCUGCCAAGAGGUUGGCUGGCAAAGCAGGAGGAGGAGGAGGAGGAAAAGAGAGGAGGAAAGGAGGAGGAAGAGCACCCCCAGACCCAGCUGAUGACCAGGCAGCACCAGAGGGCCCGUGCCAGGUCUCUGCCCAUGGCUGUAAUCCUCCAGGAGCCACCAUCUGCGGACGUGUCACCCCCUUGCCCGGCUUCGGGAGGUACUCGAAGGAACCGCCUCUGAGCAUGACCAACCAUCCCGGCUCUCCAGCCUUCAGCUCCUCCAUCAGCAGCUCCCCAGACCGACGCCCUAGAUGGACCCCGGAAGCAGGGAAAUGGACGCAGAAGGAGGAAGGUCUCGGCCAGAACAGCCCUUCCUCGCGAGGCCUGAAGAGGGGCUUGCGGGAGCUCCUUCCAAACACGCACAGCCAGCCCGCUUCGCCUGCCCUCAGCUCCUCCUUCAGCAGCAACUCAGACGGGCUCCACAGGUGGACACCGGAAGCAGGGCAGUGGGCCAUAAGGGAGGGGGGAGCAAGCCCCACUGGGAUUCCUCCGCUUCAAGGUCUGGAGAACUGCUUGAAAGAAAUCCCUGUGAGUGGAAAUUCCCUGCAGAACUGUUUCACGACAGCUGGCUCCUUCUGUGCCCAGAAGCUGAAGAAAACAAGUGCCGAACCCCGAAGGCCGUGGGCGAGAAGUGGCCCCAAAGACGCCAUCCUGCAAUAUCCCGCAAGCCAUUCUGGCUGUGCAAAUGAGGAAGUAGUAGCUGGCGUGGGCAGUUCUCCCUUGCACAGACUGAUGAGCUGCCUGAAGGAGGUCCCCAUCCGGCGGCCAAGUUACCUCAACACUCCGGGUGUCUCCUCUGCCUCCUCCAGCUGCAGCGAAUCCGAGAGAGACCAGCAAAGCCCGGGGAGUGGGUCGUGGUGGGACAGCAGUCAGGGUAAGGCAGGCAGCAUCCUCAUCCCCAGCCCACAGGAUUCCCUGAAGGACACGCUGGUUCUAGGCCCAGUCAUCUUGAAAGCACGCCUACCCCGGACUCUGUGGGCAGCAAUGUUGGGCUGGAGAGGCAGAGCAGGGCUCUCCUAGGAAGGUCAAGGCCACCGCGCAGAGAGGAGCGGCUGAUGGAGAGCAGCCCCCUCCAAGGUCUUCUCCGGUGCCUCAAGGAGAUAACUGCCAGGGGCCCCGAUCCAUGCAGCUCUUUGGCCAGCAACACGGGAGGAGGAACUAGAC
This is a messenger RNA of Sphaerodactylus townsendi, 3000 nucleotides long. It is a transcript of the gene KRABD3, whose product is annotated as KRAB-A domain containing 1. Lineage: Eukaryota; Metazoa; Chordata; Lepidosauria; Squamata; Sphaerodactylidae. The record is from RefSeq and is a predicted model, not a curated record. The transcript has 21 exons. The coding region runs from base 37 to 2856 and encodes 939 amino acids. Gene Ontology annotation, biological process: regulation of DNA-templated transcription.